AUGGGGCCGGCACCCUGCACCAAUGGCCUCCUCAUCGUCCUCCUCCUCGUGCUCGCCGUGGCCGACUUCGGGUCGGGGCAGCAGAACCCGCCUCCGCCAGGGGCGUACUACACGGCGAAGUUCAGCCCAUCCAGGGCCACCGUCAUCAUCGUCCUAAUCGUCAUCCUCACCUUCCCGACCAUGGCGUACGCCGACGUGAAGGAGCACAAGGCCGUCAAGGGCGCGCUGGAGUGCGCCGUGUGCCUCAGCGAGUUCGACGACGACGAGACGCUCCGCCUCCUGCCCAAGUGCUCCCACGUCUUCCACCCGGACUGCAUCGACACCUGGCUUGCCUCCCACAUCACAUGCCCGGUCUGCCGCGCGAACCUCGUCCCCGACGACACCGACUUUCCGGGCACCGGCGGUGAGCUGUCGAGUGUCCAUCCCGCUUCGCGGCCGCCGCAAGAGGUGCCACCGUCAGCUUCUGCAACGGAGGCAGCUCCCACCGUCGUCAUCGACGCGGAGGAGAGUGAGGACGAGAGGAUCAUCCGGGAAGAUACGGACGAACUGGCGCGCAUCGGCAGCCUGAAACGCGCGCUGCGCUCCAAGUCCAGCCGAGCGCCCACGCACUUCUCGCGUUCGCACUCGACGGGGCACUCGCUCGCUGCGCGAGCCAGCAGCUGCACCGGCACGGGCGCCGGCGUCGAGAGGUUCACGCUGCGGCUACCCGAGCCGGAGCACGCGGGCAGACUACGGCGCAUGAAGAGCCUCGCCGUGUUCACUGCCGGCCGCCAGGGCAGCACGUACCGUUCCCUCCGACUAUGCGGCGACGGCAGCAGCCGCAGCGGGACGAGAGUCCGGCUCGGCCAGUCAGGCCGGUGGCCAUCUUUCUUGUCGCGGACUUUCUCCGCGGCGUGGGGGGCGAGGUCCACCCAGAGUGCCGAGUUGGACGGGUCGAGCAAGGGCGGGAAGCCGGCGGCAAGUCAGUGGAGUGCAAAGACCACUAGACCAGGCGUGCGCUGCUGACAACGUGUUUAAUUUGACCGGGCCUUCCGUUGCGGUCAAAUGGUGUGUCACUCCAGCGAGAACCAAGGGUUUUUCUUUUUUCCUUACUUUUUUCACCCAAAUAACCGAUUUCCAAAUUAUCUCAGAAAUUUCUGAUUUUUUGUCUGAAUUAUUCAAACAAAUUUUGAAAUCAAAUAAGUAGUUUUGUUGCUUGAGCUUUAAUUUAGGAGUUUUAACUUAGCUAGCAUAUGUGCAUUUGGGUUGUUGGCAUAUGUCCGGCUACAUACUGAAUGAUUUUCCAGACACGU
Messenger RNA from Triticum aestivum (bread wheat), 1292 nucleotides. RefSeq names its product E3 ubiquitin-protein ligase ATL6. The coding region runs from base 1 to 1005 and encodes 334 amino acids. The record is from RefSeq and is a predicted model, not a curated record. Gene Ontology annotation, molecular function: transferase activity. NCBI's taxonomy places the organism in Eukaryota, Viridiplantae, Streptophyta, Magnoliopsida, Poales, Poaceae. Gene Ontology annotation, biological process: protein ubiquitination. The transcript has 2 exons.